CUGAGCUGGUAGUAGUUGAAGCUCGGUGUUACUUACUUUGAGAAGCUCUUUUACAUCGAGUAUUCCAUUCCAAUACUCAUCUACAUCUAUCACUACUUACUUCACCGCCGGCAACUGGAGUCAUCAUGGCGGACACCGUACAGUUCUACAUGGAGGAGAUGAUCCCCGAGCUGCGAGAUCUCGAGCAGAAAGGGAUAUUCUCUAAGAAAGAGAUUCAGUCAAUAAUCAAGAAGCGCGAAAAGUUUGAAUAUGCUUUGAAGCGGAGGAUUAGCAAGAAAGCAGACUAUUUGCGUUACAUUGAAUAUGAAAUGAAUCUGGAGGCAUUACGAAAGAAACGUCGUGCUCGUAUGGUUUCCAACACAAAACAAUCGAUCUCAGAUUAUGCUGGACAGCGUCGCAUAUACUUUAUUUACAAGCGCUGCCUUACAAAGUUUAAAGGAGAUAUCUCGAUCUGGCUUCAAUAUAUCAAUUAUGCAAAAAAAACCGGAGCCAGUAGAACUCUCGGGAAGAUCUUCGCACAGGCAAUUCAACUCCAUCCUACAAACGAAAAGAUGUGGAUUCUAGCCGCAGCAUGGGAAUGGGAAGAGAAUGCAAAUAUUGUUGCUGCCAGAGUCCUCUUGCAGCGUGCCCUCCGCCUUAACACUACCACAGAGAGUCUUUGGCAUGAAUAUUUCCGCUUAGAACUUGUAUACAUCGCAAAGAUUUUGGCUCGUAGGCAGGUACUAGGGAUCGAUGUGUCAGAAGAGGAAAUCGAGGAGAAUUUACUGGAAGAUAGGGAGGUGGAUACAGACAAUAUGAUCAAGCUUCCCAGCAUUACAGGAGAAGAAUUUUCUGCCCUAGAUCAAGAUGAAAAGGGAGUAUUGGGGAAAAAACUAUCAAAAAAGGGCAAGAAAGAGAAGAAAAAAGCGCCAUUGACAGAAGAGAAGGCUGAAGCUUUCAAAACAGAGAAGAAUCCUGUCCUUCGGGGUGAGGUAGCGAUGGUUGUGUACAGGAAUGGAAUAAAAAGCAUCCCUAAUUCAUUCUCCUUCCGUAAAGGAUUUCUGGAUAUUGCCAAUUCCUUUAUCAGGCCGAAGCCGCUGAACGACGACUCGAUCCAGUACAUCUACGAUUCGAUCAAUGCUGAUUUCAAAGACUUGCCAGAAGCACGUGCACUUGUUGCUAGACGUGCUAUUGACGCCUAUAAAGUAGAUGAGGAGGGAUAUGUCAAGGGUGUUGGAGAAACCGUGAAGGCGUUUUGGCAGCUCUGUGACGACAAUGAUCCCAGAAUGUGGAAGCUUUUUGUGGAGAAUAUGGAAGCUGAGUACCAAAAAACAGAAGAAGAAAACUUGAAACUUUACUUCUCGAAAACUAUUGACAGGAUUUUCUCGUCUGCCGACAAGAAAAAUAUUCAUUCAGAGGACCUUUGCUUGCUCCAAAUCAACUGGAUUCUAUCAUCAUCGACUCUUUCUGUUGAAAACGUCAACAAGAAGGCACUCACAAUCCUCGAUCAGGCUAUAGCUAAGUACCCUGCCUCAAGAGCGCUUGUCCUACAGCAGAUUCGACUAUUAAGAACACUCUCGCGUUCGGAACAGACCGCACGUCUUCCAGCAAUUUUUGCCCACGCUCUCAAGACUCAUACAGAAAGUCUCGAUAUUUGGCGGGAGUAUAUUAGUUUCAUCAGGACAGCAUACCGAGAGGACGAUAUGAGUAAGCAACAAGUUGAAGAAGCAUUCCUAGAUGCUGUUCGCACCACCACAGCACUGCUCCCUGACGUUACAGAGGAGAGAGCCGAAGUAGGACAGGUCAAGCACAGCGUCAGUGCUUGGUUCCUUGACUGGAUGAAUGAAACCGAGGGUAUUGAAGGCGUGCGUCGCGUAUAUCAAACUCUACUGAAGAAGAGUCUACCUGAGCCAGGCUUUUUUAUGACGUGCAUAAACCUCGAAAAGAAGAAUUCGAUCAACGAAGAAGCAUCGAGAAAAGCAAUCUGUAUGCUUUAUGACAAAGCCAUCCACGCUGAUGAGAAGAAUGAAGACAUAUACCUCUCAUUCCUCAAGUUCCUAAACGAGACUGGGCAAGUCGAAAUGGCUAACAAAGUUCUGUGGAGGGCGGGUAAGGCCGCAGCAGACAGUGACGCAUUCUCUCAAAGAUAUCGCGAGAUGCUUGAGGGCAAAUGGUCAGAACCAAGCUAUUUAGCUGCGGAACUGGACUUGGAUAUGGAGAUGGACUCCCAGCCAAAUGAAGAGGCUUUAUCCUCUUGAGGAUGACUUUUGAGAUAGACACAUAAAAUAAAUUCUGC
Molecule: messenger RNA, 2275 nt
Organism: Lobosporangium transversale
Lineage: Eukaryota; Fungi; Mortierellomycota; Mortierellomycetes; Mortierellales; Mortierellaceae
Product: U3 small nucleolar RNA-associated protein 6-domain-containing protein
Exons: 5
Coding region: 126-2237 (703 amino acids)
Biological process (GO): maturation of SSU-rRNA from tricistronic rRNA transcript (SSU-rRNA, 5.8S rRNA, LSU-rRNA)
Cellular component (GO): Pwp2p-containing subcomplex of 90S preribosome; small-subunit processome
Molecular function (GO): protein binding; snoRNA binding
Source: RefSeq, a predicted model, not a curated record